UUUCUAUAUUUGGGUAGAACUCACAUUUUUUGAGGGAUCAUACCCUCCAUUAUUUGGCUGUUAAACAACGAUGGGCUGAGGCAGCAGCAGCAAACUGACAGCACCAUUAAAAGCAUGUAUCGUACCGAGUAUCUCCAACUUUAGAGACUGAAAAUGGCCUGUGAUGGACUGUUUCAGUGCCUCCACCUCUGUCCUCCAUGCCAAUUCCUGACCGUCCUUGUCCAAGCACGUGGACCCAUUACCACUGUGGCACUGUCACUGCAGGGAGGAGCCUGUAUGGGCUGAGCUCUCCUUUCCUUCCUUUCCCCUAGACAGCAGUACACCUCCUGCUUUCUAGAAAAGUGCCAGAGGAGAGGAGAGCUACUGAAAAAAGCUCUGCUCUGCCACCAAUACAGUAUGGAAGCCAUCGCCAAGUUUGAUUUCACUGCUUCUGGAGAGGAUGAGCUGAGUUUCCAAGCUGGGGAUAUCCUGAAGGUUUUGAGCUCCCAGGAAGAGUGGUACAAAGCUGAACUCCGAAGCCAAGAGGGCUAUGUUCCUAAGAACUUCAUUGAUUUCCAAGUUCCCCCCUGGUUUGAUGAGAAGAUAUCCCGCCACGAAGCUGAGAGCAUCCUCAUGAGCAAAGGAGUUGGUUCUUUCAUUGUCCGAGCCAGUCAGAACUCUCACGGUGACUUCUCCAUCUCUGUCAGGCAUGAAGAUGAUGUACAACACUUCAAAGUGAUGAGGGACUCAAAGGGAAACUAUUACUUGUGGACAGAGAAAUUCUACUCACUGAACAAGCUGGUAGACUACUACAGGACAAGUACUAUCUCCAGGCAGAAGCAGAUUCUCCUGAGGGACGACAGCCGAGAAGAGAAGGAAAGGCGUGGCGGGAGCCUGGAACGAAUGAGCCGGGAUGGACUCCAUGUAGGUGGAGCAGCUGGAGAAGCUCAUUCUUCUAUCUCCAAGAGAUAUGUGGACCAUCCUGUCCCCAUGUUGCACCAGCAACAGGAUAGGUACGGGGGGAGCCUGGACAGGAAAGAUGCACUGCAUGGACUAAGAUAUCAUAGCCAAGGAAGUGCAGCAGCUAUGCAACGGAGACACACAGACCCACUGCACCAGCAGACACCGCGAAUACUAUGGGUCCGUGCCUUGUACGACUUUGAUGCUGUGGAACAUGAUGAGCUGGGCUUUCGCAGUGGAGACAUCGUAGAAGUCCUAGACAGCUCCAACCCAUCAUGGUGGAAGGGACGUCUGCGUGGGGAACUGGGUCUCUUCCCUGCCAACUACGUCACACCGGUGCUACUGUGAGGCUACACUUGUGCCCCAGAUGUUCAUAUCAGAGCUGCUCAUCUGACAUGACAGGGACAGAGAAGGAGUGCCUCUUCCCUUGUCCCCAGGACAUUUGGUGGUUUUGGUUUUGUCUUAAUUUAUUGGCAAUUGAUCUUCCGAGAAGCUGGUAAGAAAGAGAACCCUCUGAAGGAUUUUGUUUCCCUGUUUUGCAUGUUCAUGACUGAGAGGGGAGCAAGAAUCCUGGACUGUUGAUUGAAAUCUUGCUGGAUCCUCCCUGCCCAUCAUUUGUUUGUUUAAGUAUUGAUAACUUCCUGCAGUUGGGUUCGUUCAGUGGAAAUGGCACCUCAGAGAAAUCAGGCUUUGGUAUCUGGGUAGAACCUACCCCUUUUAUUUUGGAUCUGGUUGCAUUUAUAGUCCAUUCAAGCUCUGUUUCACCUUUCUUUCAGAGGUAGGACAAGUGCCCAGGUGAAUAAAAUGAUGACUGGUAAUCACAUUUCUUUUAGAUAGGGACGAAAAGUCCUUAGGCUGAGGCACAAGGCAACCAUGACUUUUCUAAAUAGUUUUUGGCUUCCACCUCUAGCACUUUCUGUGGGUUUAGACUCUGUGGAUACCAGGUGAAGGGGCGAAAUCCUGUAAGUUUUUGUACAAACAACCUGGUGAUGAAGAUAUGGGAGGGUGAGAAGCUAAUUUCAGUGCUUCUACAGACAGUAGAAGACAGUCUGUGGAAGCACUACAGACAGUCCUGCUGUCCUGCACUUCUGUCUGCACCCUAUUGCAACAAUCUGUCUCAUUUUCAAGCUGCUUUCCAAGGUACCCGUGCAUCCUUGUAGAUGUCCUGGUUAUAGAGCAGAUCAAGCCCUUCAGCUAAAUGAAUAUCCUCUGGAUUGAAUAACAGUGGGCAAGCCUUACUGGUUCCUUUCUAAAACUGCACUGGGGAGGGGCUGGGAAGAAGAGGUUUUUCAGGUCUGGUGCCAGAAGUUCUGUCCCUGAGAAGGUGGGGUGUUCUGGAUCACUGAGUACACGGCUCUGACUUGCCAGUGGAAUGCCUCAUGCAAAUCAUUGAGCUGUUACUUUACAGUAUGCAGAGAAUAAGGUUGCGGCCAUUGAAUAGUCUGUUCUCUGUUCCAGUUUCUUUUAGAUGAAUUAAGGUAAAUGAAUAGGAUUUCAAAUCAUGGCUGAGUGAAUGCCAAGAUGUGAUACAAAUAUAUUGCAAACGAAUGUUAAAAAUGAUCCAAACCAUGACAAAGAGACACUGCCACAUAACCACUGCUCACGCAAGUUUAUAUUAAACAAGCUGCCUGAUUUUUUCACAACAUGUGGGACCUCAGCAGUCAGCAAGGAAGUGGUGAUUUAUCAUUCUUUGGAAAGAAAUAAAAGGCAAGUGAAAAAUUCUAAAAACAAA
Centrocercus urophasianus (Greater sage-grouse) is the source of this 2671-nucleotide messenger RNA. RefSeq names its product GRB2 related adaptor protein 2 (gene GRAP2). The transcript is spliced from 8 exons. Bases 397 to 1287 code for a protein of 296 amino acids. The record is from RefSeq and is a predicted model, not a curated record. Gene Ontology annotation, molecular function: protein binding. Lineage: Eukaryota; Metazoa; Chordata; Aves; Galliformes; Phasianidae.